Molecule: messenger RNA, 2262 nt
Organism: Meriones unguiculatus (Mongolian gerbil)
Lineage: Eukaryota; Metazoa; Chordata; Mammalia; Rodentia; Muridae
Gene: Gata6
Product: GATA binding protein 6
Exons: 7
Coding region: 377-2119 (580 amino acids)
Biological process (GO): positive regulation of transcription by RNA polymerase II; negative regulation of transcription by RNA polymerase II; epithelial cell differentiation
Cellular component (GO): nucleus
Molecular function (GO): zinc ion binding; RNA polymerase II cis-regulatory region sequence-specific DNA binding; DNA-binding transcription factor activity, RNA polymerase II-specific
Source: RefSeq, a predicted model, not a curated record
CCUCCUCCUCGGCCCCUCCCCCUUCCCUUCACCUCGGCACCGGCCGCGGCGGCGGCAGUCCCGACCCACAGCCUGGCACUCCGGCGGGCGCCGUGCGCCGCGCCCGAGUCCAAUCAGCAGCGCGGGCCGCGGCUUUCCGGCCGCCAGGCGCCUCCUCCGCUCUUAUUCCCGGCCGCGCCGCGCCGCCCGGACUCCCCGCGCCCGGCUCCUCCGCCCGCGCCGCGCUCCCAGCCCGAGCCGCGCGCCCAGCUGGAGCCGCCGAGGUUCGCUCUCCGCCCGGAUCCCCGCCCGCGCCGCGCUCCUCCGCCCGGAUCGCCGCCGCCGAGCCUCGAACCCGGACCCGAGCGAGCCAGGCCGCAGCCGCGCCGGACGGUGGAUGGCCCUGACUGAAGGCGGCUGGUGCCCGGCCAAGCGUUUCGGGGCCUCCUCCGCCGCGGACGCCGGAGACCCCGGGGCCUUCCCCGCGUCGGCGGCGCGGGAGCCAUCCUCGCCGCCCUCCCCCAGCUCGCCGCCGUCGCCGUCGUCCUCCUGCUCCCGGGGCGGAGGGGAGCGCGCCGCGGACGCCGCCCCCGAGGCGGUGGCGGGGCCCCCGGGCCGCCCGCUCCUGCUGGGCGCCUACGCCUCCCCGCACCCGUUCCCGCCGGCGCCCGGGGUGGCCGGGCCGGGGGCCGCCCUGCCGGCCUGGGACGACCUGCUGCUGUUCGCCGACCUGGACCAGGCGGCCGCCACGGCGGGCAAGCUGCUGUGGUCCGGCCGCGGCGCCAAGCUCGGCCCGUUCGCGCCCGAGCAGCCCGAGGACAUGUACCCGACGCUGGCGGCGCUGGCCAGCCCGGGCCCCCCGGCCGCCUACGACGGCGCGCCCGGUGGCUUCGUGCCCUCGCCGCCCGUCUACGUGCCCACGACGCGCGUGGGCUCCGUGCUGCCCGGCCUGCCUUACCUGCAGGGGGCGGCCGGCGGCCCCGGCGGGCACGCGGGGGGCGCGGCCGCCCACCACCCCGGCUGGCCCCAGGCCCCCGCCGACAGCCCCCCGUACGGCGGCGGCGGCGGGGGCGGCGGGGGCGGCUCGGCGGCCGGGGCGGCGGGCUCGGCGGCGGCGGCGCACGGCCCCGCGCGCUUCCCCUACUCGGCCAGCCCGCCGGUGGGCGGCGGCGGCGCGCGGGACCCCGGGGGCUACGCGACCGCGGGCGGCGCGGGCGGCGUGGGCGGCGGCGGCGGCGGCGGCGCGGGUCUGGCCGCCGUGGGCGCCCGCGAGCACCACCAGUACGGCUCGCUGGCGGCGGCGCGGCCGCUCAACGGGACGUACCACCACCACCACCACCACCACCACCACCCCAGCUACUCGCCCUACGUGGGCGCUCCGCUCACGCCCGCCUGGCCCGCCGGGCCCUUCGAGACGCCGGUGCUCCACGGCCUGCAGAGCCGCGCCGGGGGACCGCUCCCCGUGCCGCGGGGACCCAGCGCAGAGCUGCUGGAGGACCUCUCGGAGAGCCGCGAGUGUGUCAACUGCGGCUCCAUCCAGACGCCGCUGUGGAGGCGGGACGGCACCGGCCAUUACCUCUGCAACGCCUGCGGCCUCUACAGCAAGAUGAACGGCCUCAGCAGGCCCCUCAUCAAGCCGCAGAAGCGCGUGCCAUCCUCACGGCGGCUUGGAUUGUCCUGUGCCAACUGCCACACCACAACCACUACCUUAUGGCGUAGGAACGCCGAGGGUGAACCCGUGUGCAAUGCUUGCGGACUCUACAUGAAGCUCCAUGGGGUGCCUCGACCACUUGCUAUGAAAAAAGAAGGAAUUCAAACCAGGAAACGAAAACCUAAAAACAUAAAUAAGUCAAAGUCUUGCUCCGGCAACAGCAGUAGCUCUGUUUCUAUGACUCCAACUUCCUCUUCUUCUAAUUCAGAUGACUGCGCCAAAAAUACGUCUCCUUCCACACAGCCGACUGCCGCAGGGGGGGGACCUUCAGUGAUGUCUGCAGUGGGCGAAAGCACCAACCCCGAGAACAGUGACCUCAAGUAUUCAGGUCAAGAUGGCCUCUACAUAGGCGUCAGUCUGUCCUCCCCCGCCGAAGUCACAUCCUCUGUGCGACAGGAUUCAUCUUGGUGUGCCCUGGCCUUGGCCUGAGCUGGUGCUGCCAAGAGGCCAGGGGCUCUGCGGGCCUCAGACCACACUUGUAUCUGAUUCUGUCCAGCAGUCCAGAUGGCAGCAAAAACGCAGACAUGACAUUCCUUCGAUGCGUGAUUCUGUGCCUUUGUUCUGAAAGAGAU